UAUUGUUUUUUAUUUAAUUUGUAAAAUGCAAUCAUUUAAAGACACUGAUAAUAAUAGUGAAAACUUGAAUGAAGAAGAUAAGUAAUGUAAUAUAGUCUAUAACUAAAGCAGCUCAAUUAAUUAGCAUGUACCCUAGUUCCCUUAGAAAAAGGCUCCAUCAUAUUCUCACGAAGUUCCACAAAUACUCAAAUUAUAAAAUUAAUUCAGAAAUGCUUAAGGAAAUAUUCGCCGAGAAUUGGAAUGCUAAUUGAUAAAGAGAUUGGUUGAUUUAAAAAAGAAUAGCGAUUCUGAUUGGUAUAGAUUGAAUGGAGCUUGGGCAUAAAAAUACACAACAUACUUAUAUGAUAAUUCAAGUACAUUGCCUGGUCCAAUCGACAAUACUGAUUUGCUCUAGAAUAGAAAUCAAGUAAGAAAUGUAGAUUUCUUUGUUGUAAAUGAGACAGUUUGGAAGUUCCUUCUUGAAGAGUAUAGUGGUGGUCCUGAAAUCCUAGAUGAAAAAAUUCCACCAUCUCCUACUUCAAAUGCAAGUUCUACAACAGACAGAGCAAAAUCAGUUGAUAUCAGCAUAAUUUCAAGUGUAUCAUAAAUUGAUAUCAACCCUGAAAUACCAAUCAAAGGCUUAAAGAAUGAAUUGUACUUUUGUUAUAUGCAUUCUACUCUCUAAUGUAUGAUGACUAUUUCAGAACUUAAUAAUUUCAUAUUAAAUUAUAUCAAUAGAUAACACUCAUAAUCUAUGACAUUAUGUAGAAAUUAUUAAGAACUUCUUCGAUAACUUAAGGAUACUCAAUACGAUUAUAUAAAAAUUAAUUCAUUACGCAAUACAAUAAGCAAAAAAUUUAAUCCAAAACAUUAACACGAUGCAUAAGAAUUUCUUCUGUUUUUGAUGUCCAGUUUUGAGGAUGAAAUAAAUAAUUUUAAUAAAAAAUAAACAUAAUCUAAAUUACCCAACAUUAUUUAGAAAUAUCUUUAGGGAUAGAUUAUAAGUGAAAUUAUUUGCAAAAAUUGUUUACAUAAAUCAUCGAUUACUGAAGAUUUUUUAACUUUAUCUUUGGCUUUAACAAAAAUAAAUUCUAUUAAUUAAUUGUUGGAUGAGUUUCUUAAAGAUGAAUUGAUCUAAGAUUAUAAAUGUGAUAGUUGCCAUAAAAAAAAAACUGCUAUAAAGAAAACAAGAAUAACUAAAUUACCAUAAUAUCUCAUUCUUCAUUUAAAAAGAUUCAAGUUUUUUCCUAAAUCAAAUAAAAUAAUUCAACAUGUAAAAUUUUCACUAGAAUCCAUUUUUUGUGGAAUCAAAUAUACUUUAGUUGGAGUUAUUGUCCAUUCUGGAUCUCUGGAAUAAGGCCAUUAUUUUUCAUAUUGCAAGAGAUAGAAUAAAUGGUGGCUUUUCAAUGAUCAAAAAAUUAAACAAGUUAAUAACAUUGAUGUACUCUAACAAUAAGCAUAUAUUUUGUUUUAUUAAUAACUUCUAUGA
Messenger RNA from Paramecium sonneborni, 1468 nucleotides. The record is from the annotation of a GenBank genome assembly. NCBI's taxonomy places the organism in Eukaryota, Ciliophora, Oligohymenophorea, Peniculida, Parameciidae.